Eimeria acervulina is the source of this 1134-nucleotide messenger RNA. RefSeq names its product SWIRM-domain-containing protein, related. NCBI's taxonomy places the organism in Eukaryota, Apicomplexa, Conoidasida, Eucoccidiorida, Eimeriidae. The record is from RefSeq and is a predicted model, not a curated record. Bases 1 to 1134 code for a protein of 377 amino acids. The transcript has 7 exons.
AUGCAGAGUUGGAGCAGGGCGUCGCUGUAUGAGAAGCUGCAGCAGCACGGAGCAGCAGCAGCAACAGCAGCAGCAACAGCAGCAGAAACGAGUGCAGCGCCUCAGGGGGUUUCCUUGGGCGUCAUUGACAGCUGCGUGUGGUGUCUCCGCUGCCACGCUGAGGCCCGCUACCCCCACGUCUUAACUGCACGAAACUUCGUUAAGGUGGAUUUGCUUAUUGCGGGCGCCACGGGGGACGGCAGCGACUGGCAGCUCGACGAAACAGAACGCCUCAUCGAGGCGAUAGAGCUGCACAAGGACGACUGGAACGAAGUUGCUGCAUAUGUUGGAGGUGGGCGUACACCGCAGCAGUGCGUAGAGAGGUUUAUUAAACUCCCAACGCAGGAACCCUUCUUAGAGGCGAGCAAACAUGUCGUCAGCGGAACGGAGCAAACUCCUUUUUCGAGUUUUGGGAACCCGCUGCUGUCUCUGCUGGCGUUUCUAUCUUCGGUUGUUCAUCCUGCUGUUGCUGCAGCAGCAGCAAGAGCAGCGCUGCACGAAGCAAUUAAUGUAUCAGUCCCCAGUAAAGAUUUGCUGCCGGAGAAGCAACGCAGCAGCAGCAGCAGCAGCAGCAGCAGCAGCGGCAGCGGCAGCGGAGGCGGAGGAGACGGCAGCGGCAAAGGGGCUUCAGAUGCUGCAGCAGAAACAGCAGCAGCAGCAGCAACUGCAGCAACUGCAGCAAAGGCAGCAGGAGAGGGAGGAGCAAACGGGGUGAGCGUGAAGCAAGAGAAGAGUCCUGCUGCUGCUGCUGACGACAACAGCAGCAGCAGCAGCAGCAGCAGCAAGGAGCUGCUAGUUGGAGAAGAGGCGCUGCAGAUAGCAGCAGCAACAGCACUAGCAGCAGGAGCAGCAAGUGCAGCAGAGCUGCAGCAAGUCGAGCAGCAAAACGUAGGCAGUCUGCUGCGCUCUCUAGCGGAGCUGCAGAUGAAGAAAGUCUCAUUAAAACUAAGGCGGCUGCAAACCCUCAGAGACACCGUAGAGAGAAGCAAGCAACAAAUGGAGACGCGUCUCUCUCAGCUAUUUGCAGAGCACUCUGAGCUCCUGGCGGAGCUUGAGGGGACCAGGAGCCUAGGGCAGCCAGCAGGCAUUCCUUAG